GCCACCGGGAGUGGAGCAGUGGAAAAGCGCAACCAAAGGGUUAACCCAAGACCAAAUUAAGCUAAUUGCCGGAAUAUCUGCCGGGGUUGGGUUGUUCUUCAUCUUAUUGAUAAUCAUUUGUUGCAUUUGUUGUUGUCGGAAGAAGAAGAAGAAGAGUAAACAAGAACACAUACACCAUUAUUACGGCGAGUACCCAAUGGGUCCCCCACCAGAGCAGUACUAUAUGAAUAGCGGCCAACACCCUCCACCUCCUCAAAAAUGGCAACAAUCGCAACCACCGAUGGGGAUGAAUUACAGCGGUGGACAGCCUGGGACCGGGUGGCAAGGUGGGCCUCCUCCGAUGAUGUCCAGUGGGGACAUGACUAGCGCCAAUUACUCCAACCUCCAGCCGCCGCCCCCGCCGCCAACGAUCUCGGUUGGUUUUAAUCAAAGCACUUUUACAUUUGAGGAGUUGCAGGCUGCAACGGGCGGGUUUGCACAGUCAAAUCUGUUGGGGCAAGGUGGGUUCGGGUAUGUUCAUAAAGGGGUUUUGCCUAAUGGAAAAGAAGUUGCGGUAAAGAGCUUGAAAUCUGGCAGUGGGCAAGGUGAGAGGGAAUUCAUGGCAGAGGUUGAGAUUAUCAGUCGGGUUCAUCAUCGACAUCUUGUGUCGCUCGUUGGGUAUUCGAUUACUAAUCAACAGAGGUUGUUGGUUUAUGAGUUCCUUCCUAAUGACACUCUUGAAAAUCAUCUCCAUGGGAGGGGCCGUCCAGUUAUGGAUUUUCCUACUAGGCUCAAGAUAGCAUUAGGCUCUGCCAAGGGACUCGCCUAUCUCCAUGAAGAUUGCCACCCGAAGAUCAUUCAUCGGGACAUCAAAUCUUCCAACAUACUCUUGGACUUGAACUUUGAAGCUAAGGUGGCUGAUUUUGGGUUGGCCAAGCUCUCUACGGACAAUCACACUCAUAUAUCUACACGAGUGAUGGGCACGUUUGGGUAUCUGGCUCCAGAGUAUGCAUCAAGUGGGAAGCUGACAGAGAAAUCUGAUGUGUUCUCGUUUGGGGUCAUGCUCUUAGAACUCAUCACAGGGAAGAGACCCGUGGAUCCAACCAAUGUCAUGGAAGAUUGCUUGGUGGAUUGGGCACGCCCUCUCAUGACCCGAGCACUGGAUGAAGGCAACUUAAAUGAGUUGGUUGACCUUAAAAUGGAGGGCAACUUCAACACUGGAAAGAUGCUAAGAAUGAUCGCAUGUGCCGCUGCCAGCAUUCGCCACUCUGCCAAAAAGCGUCCUAAGAUGAGCCAGAUAGUGCACACGUUGGAAGGAGAUGCAUCUUUGGACGACUUGAACGACGGGAUCAGGCCCGGCCAAAGUUCUAUCUUUGGCGCAGCUGGGGGUAGUGGCGGCGAGUACGACAUCAGUGCUUACAACGCCGACAUGGAAAGGUUCCGACAAGUAGCAUUGGCAAGCCAGGAAUUCUCAAGCAGCGAACAUGAGACCACUUCAUCAAGCAGCGAUUCUCGAGACAUGGCACCGGCCGGCCUUCGCAAGUACAAUUUGUAAACGGAACAUACAACUGGUUGUAACCAACAAACAAAGCUCGACAAACAUUGGAGGGGGAUGUUAGAAGAGGAAAAUGAGAGACGACUUUACUGAAUAGAGUGCAAAAGAAAGAAAGAAAUUAAUGUUAGGCAUUCCAUUGAAGUCUUUUUUACUCUCAGUUGUUUUUGUUGUGCAAAUGUAUGUUUUUUUAAUGGUAGGAAAAACCAAGAGGAGAAAGUAUUGGAAAAGAACAAAGAAAAGAAGCGGAAAGAGGAAGACAAAAAAAAAAAGGAAAAAACAAUUGUUAAGCAUAUGAUGUUGGAUCUUGAUUUAUAGUACUGACUGAAAAUUUCUCUUUCUUUCUUUCAUUUUAUUAUUUUCAUAAGUGGACAAUUAAUUUCUCAUUCAUCCUCUUUGUGGUUUGUAACAUUUGAGUAAUGAAAAGUGGAGACACAUAUCCAGUUCUAUAUACU
Messenger RNA from Linum tenue, 1986 nucleotides. The record is from the annotation of a GenBank genome assembly. Lineage: Eukaryota; Viridiplantae; Streptophyta; Magnoliopsida; Malpighiales; Linaceae.